Messenger RNA from Dryobates pubescens (Downy woodpecker), 7672 nucleotides. It is a transcript of the gene AHCTF1, whose product is annotated as AT-hook containing transcription factor 1. The record is from RefSeq and is a predicted model, not a curated record. Bases 348 to 7151 code for a protein of 2267 amino acids. The transcript has 36 exons. NCBI's taxonomy places the organism in Eukaryota, Metazoa, Chordata, Aves, Piciformes, Picidae.
GGGGCGCGGCGCGCGAGGUUGCGCAGGACUCGAGUGUGGCCCGGCCCGGCGGGCUCGCGGCAGCCGGAGGCCCCUGUAACUGCUGCGGGAGGUACCGCCGCCCUCAUCGGCACGUACGGGGGAAAACGCACUGGGACGGGGGCGUGCACGGAGCAGGAGGGAGCGGUGCGGGGAGAAGGCGGUAGAGGUGGCGACCCCCACCCGUCCGCCUCUCUUCCUUCUCCAGUUCCAGCGUGUACCGGGCGCUCCUAAGGCGGCUAGGCCUGCACCGCCGCCGCUGGCGCAGCGCGGGCCCGGAGAGGGACCUGGGUGGGCCUGAACCCCGACGACCGGCCCCUUAUUGAAGAAUGCGAGACCUAACAGCUCAGGUAACGAGCAGUCUGCUGCAGUUUCCAGAGGUGACUAUUCAAGCACUUGGGGAAGAUGAAAUAACCCUAGAUUCUGUGCUGAGUGGGAAGUUUUCUGGAGGCAGAAAUGGCCUAGCAUGGUUGGCGUGUGGUCCUCAACUUGAGGUAGUGAACUCUAUGACAGGAGAGCGGCUCUCUGCAUACCGUUUCAGUGGAGUAAAUGAACAGCCUCCCACUGUUCGUGUGGUAAAGGAAUUUUCCUGGCAGAAGAGAACUGGCCUACUGGUUGGUUUGGAAGAAGCAGAGGGAAGUGUUCUCUGUCUGUAUGAUCUCGGAAUAUCAAGAGUGGUUAAAGCAGUUGUUCUUCCAGGAAGGGUAACUGCUAUAGAACCAAUAACUAGUCACGGAGGAGCCAGUGUGAGCACUCGGCACUUGCAUCAGAGUCUGCGGUGGCUCUUUGGAGUGGCAGCAGUGGCUACAGAUGUUGGCCAUCUACUUCUAGUUGACCUUUGUUUGGAUGAUUUAUCUUGCAGUCAGAAUGAAAUAGAAGCAUCAGAUCUAGAAGUUGUCACUAGAAUUCCUGCUGAAGUUCCACAAAGAAGAGAAACUGUGACCAGAGAAGGAAGACAUCUGUGUUUUCAAUUACAAAAUCCUUCAGGAACAGCAAUAUCAACUGUGUGCUACAUAAGCAGAAGCAAUCAGCUUGUUGUGGGUUUUUCAGAUGGCUACCUGUCUCUGUGGAAUAUGAAAACUCUGAAGAGGGAACACCACUCUCAGCUUGAAGGAGGAAGGAUUCCUGUCUAUGCUGUUACUUUUCAAGAGCCUGAGAAUGAUCCUCGAAAUUGUUGCUACUUGUGGGCUGUUCAGUCUACACAAGAAAGUGAAGGUGAUGUUGUGAGUUUACAUCUGUUGCAGUUAGCAUUUGGUGACAGAAAGCGCUUGGCAUCAGGACAAGUCAUGUAUGAGGGUUUGGAAUACUGUGAUGAAAGGUACAGUUUAGAUCUCACAGGUGGAAUCUUUCCCUUGAGAGGGACGACCAGCAACACCAAAUUACUCAGCUGUCAGACUGUAGAAAAAUUUCGCAACCACGUUGACAGAGAGGACAGCGUUAAUGAAGUAAUAUCUCCUGACACCAGUGUAUCAAUCUUCAGUUGGCAAGUGAACACCUAUGGUCAGGGAAAACCAUCUACUUACUUGGGUGUGUUUGACAUUAAUCGCUGGUAUCAUGCUCAAAUGCCGGAUUCACUAAGGCCAGAAGAAUUCCUUCAUGAUUGUCCCUAUUUUGCAUUCUGGUCACUGGAUACUGUAAUAAGCAUGACUUCUCCAAGUCUCAUUUUGGAUAUUCUUGUACAUGAGCGGAGUUUAAGUCGAGGAGUUCCUCCUUCUUACCCACCACCUGAGCAGUUUUUUAAUCCAAGCACCUAUAAUUUUGAUGGUACGUGCUUGCUGAACUCGGGAGUUGUUCAUGUGACUUGCACUGGCUUCCAGAAGGAGACCUUGAAUUUUUUGAAGAAAUCUGGUCCUUCGAUAAGUGAAGCUAUUCAUGAUAGCUACAACAGGUGUCUUGUAGCUGGCUUGCUGUCUCCAAGACUAGUUGAUGUCCAGCCAUCCAGCCUCAGUCAGGAGGAGCAGUUAGAAGCAGUAUUGUCAGCUGCUGUCCAGACAGGUUCUUUAGAACUUCUGACUGGAUGCAUUAAACAUUGGACAUCUGAAGAGCAGCCCAGUUCUGCUGCUAAUUUACGGUUUGUUCUUGAGUGGACAUGGAACAAAGUGAUCUAUACAAAAGAUGAAUUUGACCAAAUAUGUGUUCCGCUGUUUGAUGGCUCUUGCAACUUCAUUGACCCACAGACACUACAGUCACUUCAGCACUGCCAGUUGCUUUUGAGCAACCUUAGUACAGUCUUAAACUGUUUUCUGACAGAAGCACAAGAGCUUACUGAAAAAGGUUUUAGAGACUUGACAAACAAGCAGAUGGUAACCAGCCUCAUUUCUUUGUAUGCACAAGUGGUCAUCUGGUUCUGUCGAGCCAAUCUCCUUCCAGAAGGUUUAGAUGACGAUCUGCGUUUGUCCAGACCAUUCUACAAUUAUCCUCUGAUUCAGAACUACUAUACUGGCCAUCGACAGAAACUCGAGCGCUUAUCAAGAGGAAAAUGGGAUUCUGACUGCUUGAUGAUUGAUGGAAUGGUUUCCCAGUUAGGAGACAAAGUUGAGAAACUGUGGCGGAGAGAUGAAGGAGGAACUGGGAAAUACCCACCUGCUAGUUUACAUGCAUUGCUGGAUCUCUAUUUGCUAGAAAACAUUGAAGAAAGCUGCAAACAUGCAAUUACAAUUUACUUGCUGCUAGAUAUCAUGCAUUCCUUUCCAAAUAAAACACAAGCUUCAAUUGACUCCUUCCCAACUGCCUUUGCUAUCCCCUGGGGUCUUGUGAAGCUUAUUCAAGGCUUUUGGCUUCUUGAUCACAAUGAUUAUGAAAAUUCACUGGCCCUGCUCUUUCAUCCAGCUACAAUCAAAACUGUGUCGUGGCAACAUACGAGGAUUAUUCAAUCCCUCAUGUGCCAAGGAGAGCAUAGGCGAGCCCUCAGAUACAUACAGAUGAUGAGGCCAUCAAUGUCGAGCAGUAGUGAAGUGCGGCUUUUCCUCACUGUGUUGUUGUCCAAUAGGUGCAUGGUGGAGGCAUGGGGUUUGUUGCAGCAACAUACCACUAAGUUAAACAUAGAAGAGCUGUUAAAACAUAUGUAUGAAAUCUGUCAGGAGAUGGGACUAAUGGAAGACUUGCUGAAGCUACCUUUCACAGACACUGAACAAGAGUGUUUGGAGAAGUUUUUACAGACCAAUGCUGGCAUCCAGAAUCCUGAAUUUCUUUUAGUCUACCAUCUGCAGCGUGCCAACUACAUCCCAGCACUACAGCUGAAUCGGUCAAUGAAUGUUAAUCUUCUGAAUGAUCGAGAUCCUCACUUGAGAGAGAGAGCAGUUGCCAGAAAUUACAUAUUAGACCAAUACGGCAAGAUCCUUCCUAGAGUUCAGAGGAAGCUGGCGGAAGAGAGAGCCAGGCCUUACCACUUGCCUUCGUCAAUCUUAAGAGAAGUAUCAAGACCAAAGCCAUUAUCAACAGUUACAAAACAAGCUAAAGCAGGAAAUAUGCAUACAAGAUCAACUUUCAUCAGUAAUGUACUUUCCAAAAUUGGAGAAGUAUGGAUAGGAAAUGAGCAGAAAACCAGUGUCUCACAGUAUGAUAGUCCUAGAGCUACAGAGCCACCAGUCCUACCAUCUCCUCUCCUUGAUGCAGAGUUGCGGGAUGCGUUUGUGGGGACACCAGUUACAAAAUCGUCACAGAAAUGUUCCAGAUUGCUGGAUUUGGUGGUUCGUCCUGUUCCUUCAGAUUCUGCAGCACAGGGUGGUAGCUGGCAGUCACCAUGCAGACCUUCUACUUCAUUCAUGGCAUUCAGCCCAUUGAAAUCAAAUAUGUAUUCUUCCAACUCUCAAAAGAAUUUUUCAGGAGCACCAGAGUUGAAUUUGCUACAGACUCCUCUUGUGGUUAAGAGAGCUAAAAUGUUGGCCACAUCUGCUUCUGGUUUUCCUGGGUUUACCCCUCAGUCUAUUCUCAGAUCUAGCCUUCGCACCACACCCCUAGCAACUCCGUCUGCAUCUCCAGGACGAUCAGUUACUCCUCCUCUACGAGCAAAGGAACCUAGAAUAUCUUUCAGGGAAGACAACUCAAAAGCAAAAUGGACUGUUGGGGUAACAGAGUAUGAUAAAGCAUUAUCUGGAGCUUCAUCUGAGCAGCAUCAUGGAGUGGUGGAGGAUUCUUGGUCUGAAAGCAGACAUAAACCAGCUCUGUUUGCUCUGAGCAAUACUGAGGAUGAUCGUGCUGAAAUGGAAGAGUCUUCAGAAAGCAUACCUGGAGAUGGUUUGGGGACAAUGGAUGUCAGCAAAGAAAACAGUAACUUUUCUGUCAGGUCAGACCAAACUACUCUGGAAUAUCAUGAUGCAAAAUCACCUGACGAUUUUGAAGAUGAUGUCAUCUUUAUAGCUGCUAAACCAGCUAAUGCUUCCACUGAACAACCUGCUGAUUUUCAUGAAUUAGAGAAGACAGAAGACAGUGAAAUGGUUGAAGACAAACCUUUCCAGACAGAACAACUAGAUUCAUCAGAACUAGGAAAAGAAGCUGGAUGUGUGGAAGAACCAAAUGCUGAAUGUCUUACCCUUCCAAAGGACAGUCAAUUGGUGUUUAAAGCUGCCGAGGCUGCUACUUUUGGGACUGCAAGUGAAGGCGAAACAAACCACCUGGAGUCCCAGAUGUCCUCUUCAUCAAAAGAAAAGGCCUUACCAAGUGCAACAAACCCACAGCUUUCUGAAUCAGUGGAGGCAGACAAUGAAACUGUGUUAAGUGUCCAUGACGGGGAGGAUGCAGUCAGUGCUCGCUCACAGAAUCGCCUUGAAGGGAAGUGUGUGGAUUUACCUAAAGAAAGUAACCUAGAAGCAGCCAAAUUUGAAGAAGUCACUUCUCCACAGGAAGAAAUAAUGGUUUCUAACAAUCUUCCUAAAACUGAGGAAAUUAAUGUUAUUGAGAGUGCAGUCAAGGCACAAACCUCAGAAGCAGCACCUGAAACAUCGUGCAGUGAGCCCCAUCCAUCAGGCAGUCUUCAAUACAACUAUGAUGCUAUAGAGCAGCAGUUUGCGUGUGAUGUGCCUGAUGCUGGAGAUGGUGAAUGUGAUGCUGCUGAGGGAGAUGCAGAGCUUUUUAUAUCUCAGAGUAGUUUUACUUUAGUCUUGGAAGGAGAAGAAGGUGAAGCAGAGCUGGGAGACCCUACCUUAGCAGAAGCUUCUAAAGCAACUGGCCCAACAGAGGAAAAACCUGUGCACAGUUUAGGAAAUACUGAAAAGCAAGAACAUGCUACAAACUCUGUGUCCACUGUCACUAGUGAUCAGGAAUCUCAAAAUAUUGCAGAGUCACUCCCAUAUGUUCCCGAACCCAUUAAGGUGGCUAUUGCUGAGAACUUACUGGAUAUAAUCAAAGACACAAGAAGUAAAGAAUUUACAUCUGAAGUUGUAGAACAAUCUAUAGGUAAAAAGGUGACUAGAUUCCAGAGGGAAAAAGCAUCCUUAACAAGUGUGCCAGAAGGAUUGGAAGAGGAAACCGGUAGACAUCAAGUAGAGUAUGCCAUCACUCCUAGAACACGCACAAGGGGGCAGCUGAGUAGAAGUGUAAGUAUUCCAUCUGCAGGUGCUCAGCAACUACUGAAGACAGAUGGACCAGUUCUGUUUGCACUGUCUCCCAGGAGAAGUACCAGGAGAACAAAAGAAGCAUCUGAGACAUCUAGUCUCCAAACAGAAGAAAAGGUGCAAGAUGUACAAAUACCUGCGAUGCCUGUUACUCCUAGGAGAGGGAGAAAGCCUAAACAGACUAAUGUAGAAAAAGCAGAAAGCAGCCAUUCUGAUGGACAAACAUUGCCCAUUAGUAUGCAGUCUAUAGCUGUUACUCCAAGAAGAGGAUUAAGGAGGGCAAAGGAAGCUGCAUCUAAACUCUUGGAAGAGGCUGAUGAAAUUUCGUUUGCUGAAGGUAUUACUGCUUCUGGUACUCCCAAAAGGACUAGAGGAGGGAAAAAAGGUUCAUCAGGAGAUCAAGAAACUGGCCAGACUGACACUGAUAAUAAGACAAAAAAGGUAGCCAGCCCCAGCAGAAGUGCAAGAAAACCAAAAAGCAUUAAUUUACAGUUAACUGAAAAUGCGAAGGAUCAAGACGUGCAUCCUAGUGACCAACCCCUUUUACCUGUGCCAACUAAAAGAGGCAGAAGAAAAAAGAUGAAUUCAUCAGAGUUUUCAGAAAAUUCUGACCUUGAUCUGUCUAAGUUAUCUCUUCCUCAAACAGAAUUAAAGCUUCUUGUCACUCCUAGAAGAAGUGCUAGGAAAGGGGCACAAAAUCUCUUGGCAGACACAGAAUCUCUCUCUACUCAGGAAGACAUACAUUCAGGUGGGAAAGUGGAAGUACUUGGUACUCCUAGGAGAACAAGAAGAGUUCCACAUGCUAAACCAGAAAGAACGGACCCUGAUGAACAAACACCUGCACAGCCAAAUGAGGAAUCGGCCACACCUAGGACCACAGUAAGGACAGGACGUCGGGGCAGAAAGGGACAAUCAGUAUUGGAGGAGACCACAGGAGAGGAGGUCCUCCCCCAGGGACCUGAAGGUAGCCCUUUGUUGCUUGAGGUCACGAACCCAUCAGGACACAGUGAAGCAUCAAGAACUUUAACAGAUCGUAUUACAAGAACUAGAUCUCAAAGAACUGCCAUGCAUCAGAAACUGUCUGUUGAGGAAAAUGAGUCUUUCCUUUUCUCUCCUCCUCUUACAAAGCUGACAAAGAAAUUUAAAGCUGGAAAAACAGACCAGGCCGUGCAGCUAAAGGACUUAGACCCAGACUUGUCUUCUCAAUUUGUCUUUUCACCCCCUCUUUUGAGGUCAAGGAGGAAAAAUGUAUCUAGCAAUUCCCAAAUUGUGAAAGAACCAGAGCUUCCAGCUAAAGAGGAGGAGGAUACCAAAUCCACAGAGUCUGUGGGAAAGGGAAAAAUGAAGAGAGGUAGAACUGCAAAAUCAAAAAUGAAGAAAGCAAGCAAAGCCACAAGAAAAGAAGGUUCUUGGUCACCUCCACCAGUGGAAAUAAAAUUAAUCUCUCCCUUUGUAAGUCCAGUGGAUGGAACAAAAAGCAAACAGAAAGAAACUGCAGAUGGGGCAGAGAAGACUCUGCGAAAGAACAAAACCAGACUGACAAAUUUUCCAAAGCCAGUUGUGCGCCGGAAGAUGCUGUAACUGUUUUUAAAGUUUUUAAUGUACACCGCUGUUUGUAAAGUCAUCAGAAUUGUGUGGGUUAGUAAAAAGGGAAGGAAAAAAAACCCAAACCAAACUCAUUUGGGAGAGAUAAUUUAUAUAAAUUAUUGUAAAAUUUCAUAAACAAAUGGUCUUUCAAUAAGUAACUCCAUAUGGAGUGUGAUUUCCUCAGUCAAUGCAGUUUUCUAUUUUAUAUUAAGACUUCAUACAUUUAUAUAAUAUGUAAAUACAGCUUAUUUUAGGAAUGUUAAAUAAAAAUGUAUACUUCACAAUAUGCUUACUGUCUGAUAGCUUUUUGAGGGCAUAAUGGGAUGGCCUGUGUUGCUCAGAAACAUUAAAGUUGGUUUGCCAGAGUUGCUGAGGCCAAAAAAGCUUUUUAAGCUUAGACAAGUUUGCUUGCAGUUCCCAAACCAAGAGAACAUUUAAACCACGCUAGUUUAUAUUUUCUAAGCGUUUGACACUCUGGCACAAGUGCUUGGUCUCGCAGUACAGAGCGGUAGUUU